Merops nubicus (carmine bee-eater) is the source of this 201-nucleotide messenger RNA. Its product is annotated as calcium channel flower homolog. Gene Ontology annotation, cellular component: membrane. The transcript has 2 exons. Lineage: Eukaryota; Metazoa; Chordata; Aves; Coraciiformes; Meropidae. Gene Ontology annotation, biological process: vesicle-mediated transport. The record is from RefSeq and is a predicted model, not a curated record. Bases 1 to 201 code for a protein of 66 amino acids.
AUGGCUGCCUUCCCCGUGAUGCUCAGCCUGACGCUGACCACGCUCUUCGGGAACGCCAUCGCCUUCGCCACCGGGGUGCUCUACGGCCUCUCCGCGCUGGGCAAGAAGGGAGAUGCCAUUUCCUAUGCUCGGAUCCACCAGCAGCAGAAGCAAAUGGAUGAAGAGAAGCUCACAGGGGCUGUGGAGGGACAGGCUCUCUGA